This is a messenger RNA of Anisakis simplex (herring worm), 957 nucleotides long. The record is from the annotation of a GenBank genome assembly. NCBI's taxonomy places the organism in Eukaryota, Metazoa, Nematoda, Chromadorea, Rhabditida, Anisakidae.
UUGGGCUGUGUAAUUGUAUUAUUAGCUUCAUUGGUCACAACGAUCACAGCCUUAUCGACGUGUGCAAUUUGUACGAAUGGAGACGUUAAGGGAGGUGGUGCAUACUUUCUGAUAAGUCGCUCGUUAGGACCUGAAUUCGGCGGAUCCAUUGGCUUGAUAUUUUCGGUAGCGAAUGCCGUCGGUGCAGCUAUGUACGUUGUUGGUUUUUCCGAGACAGUCAGGGAUUUACUGAAAGAUAAUGGCAUAGUAAUCGUUGACGGUGAAAUGAACGAUGUGAGGAUUAUUGGAAUGAUAACAUGUACACUGUUAAUGGGCAUCAUCUUCAUUGGUACACAGUUCGAGAGUAAAAUGCAAAUCGGUCUUCUCGCGAUCUUGGCACUAUCGAUUCUCGAUUAUAUGAUUGGAUCAUUCGUGCCGAUCCCACAUGAUCGCCGACGUCUUGGCUUGACUGGAUACAGCUUUGUAACGAUGAGUGAAAAUUUCAAGCCGAACUUUGAGGGUGAAACAUUCUUCUCGGUGUUUUCCGUCUACUUUCCAGCCGCUACUGGCAUCAUGGCUGGAGCGAAUAUUAGUGGCGAUCUGCUAGAUCCGCAGAAGGCGAUACCGAAAGGUACUCUUUUGGCUAUAGGUGUGACAACGGUCAUAUACUUGAUGGUGAUCUGGAUGACAGGAUCAACGUGUGUUCGAUAUGCUGACGGAUUGGUGUUACCUGUUGUAGUGAACGGUACUCACCUAAUACCGGACUGUUUAACGCAUAAUGCAACAACUAGAAAGAACAAUUGUUUAUAUGGUUUAAUGAAAAAUUACCAUGCAGUAUGCAAGGAUAGACUUUUCCCAAAGAUUGGCGUUUUCGCGAAGGGAUACGGUAAAGACGAAGAGCCCAGAAGAGCUUAUGCACUUGCGUUCGGGAUUGCAAUGAUCAUGAUUCUGAUUGGUCAGUGUUUAGUUUUAUUGUAA